Messenger RNA from Solea senegalensis (Senegalese sole), 777 nucleotides. RefSeq names its product transmembrane and death domain protein 1-like. Lineage: Eukaryota; Metazoa; Chordata; Actinopteri; Pleuronectiformes; Soleidae. Bases 1 to 777 code for a protein of 258 amino acids. Gene Ontology annotation, molecular function: protein binding. The record is from RefSeq and is a predicted model, not a curated record. The transcript has a single exon. Gene Ontology annotation, biological process: signal transduction.
AUGAAAGGCUGGAAGCUCUGUCUCAUCUUCAUCUUUCCACUGCUGACUUCAACUCUUGGAGGAGAGGACACGGUGGCAGAAGACAUCGGUGUCCAUCAACUGGAGCGAUUAGUGGAGAUGCUGACGGUAAAGGAGUGCGAAGAUCUUCUACGCACUCUCUCCCACCCGGAGGAAAAUAUAUUCCAUCGACUUGAACGCCUCUCGCCGAAAAAAAAUCUAUCAGCUCUUAAGCCUCGCACCAAAAGAGACACAUCUUUAUUUGUGGACAGUGAGGCUCAGUGUCAGGCAGCCCUCACAGAGUGGCUGCUGCAGUACGGUGACCACACCUACUAUGACAGACUCACACGCGCCUUGCAGCACAUUGGCAGAAGUGACAUCGCCAUUGAAGUGGGGAAGAACAUCAAUCAGGACAAAGUGUUGAAGCUGAAGCGCUACGUGGACGGUUAUCACAAAUAUGUGAGCUCUUUAAACGUCCCGUCAGUACAAGUGGAUCCAAAACAAGAUGCAGGUCAGAAGGUCAAGAAAAGAACUGUGAGGGAUCUGAGUUGGCGUGACCUUGACCUGAUUGUGGAGCGAGCGCCUGUUCCCCCGUACAUGAAGGGACCCAUGGACGUAUUUCUGCCAGUCUUGUAUGGCUUCAUGAUGGGCUUCACAGGUACUUUGUUUGUAGGUGUCCUUAUCUUCAUUAUUGUCAGCAGAAAACAGCUGAGUCAUCAACCGAGGGUCAAGAUCAGCUCCAGCUGCAGGUACACAGCUGGGGAACACAAGUUUUCUUAG